Molecule: messenger RNA, 5881 nt
Organism: Anoplopoma fimbria (sablefish)
Lineage: Eukaryota; Metazoa; Chordata; Actinopteri; Perciformes; Anoplopomatidae
Gene: zdhhc8b
Product: zinc finger DHHC-type palmitoyltransferase 8b
Exons: 11
Coding region: 222-2519 (765 amino acids)
Biological process (GO): protein palmitoylation
Molecular function (GO): palmitoyltransferase activity
Source: RefSeq, a predicted model, not a curated record
CAGGCUUCCAGUGAGUGAGUGAGCGCUGUGUAUUCCUGCCUCUCUAUCUUAGGAUCUAUGCGGCUUCAACGAUAAAGCAAAGACGUACCCUUUAAGACAAAACAAACCCCCCAAAAAAAAGCCAUAGAAAAAAAGCCUAAAUAUUGCAUACUGGAUCUUUUUUUUUUUUCUACAUGCGACUCCAAUCGGAAUAAAUAAUUGAGGAAUGUGGAAAUUACAGAAUGCCCAACAGCGCUGGAAAGAGAUUUAAACCCACCAAAUACAUCCCAGUGUCCACUGCUGCCACACUCCUUGUGGGAUCGACCACUUUAUUUUUCGUUUUCACGUGCCCCUGGUUGACAAAGGUAAUCUCUCCCGCUGUGCCUCUCUACAAUGGCUUGGUCUUCCUCUUCGUCUUGGCCAACUUCAGCAUGGCAACCUUCAUGGACCCUGGUGUUUACCCCAGAGCCGACGAGGACGAGGACAAGGACGAUGAUUUUCGAGCACCGCUCUACAAGAACGUGGAGAUCAAGGGCAUUCAGGUCCGGAUGAAAUGGUGCGCCACCUGUCACUUCUACAGGCCGCCUCGCUGCUCGCACUGCAGCGUCUGCGACAACUGUGUGGAGGACUUCGACCACCACUGUCCCUGGGUGAACAACUGCAUUGGACGGAGGAACUACCGCUACUUCUUCCUCUUCCUGCUGUCGUUGAGCAUCCAUAUGGUGGGAGUUUUCUCCUUCGGCCUCAUCUUUGUUCUCCACCACCGCGAGAGACUGGCAGCACUGCACACCACUGUCACUCUGGUGGUGAUGUGUAUAGCAGGGCUUUUCUUUAUUCCAGUCAUGGGACUCACAGGUUUCCAUAUGGUGCUUGUUGCUCGAGGUCGAACGACCAAUGAACAGGUGACGGGCAAGUUUCGUGGAGGAGUAAAUCCCUUCACCAAAGGUUGCUGUGGCAACGUGCAGUAUGUCUUAUGUAGUCCCCUGGCACCUAGGUACAUGUUGGACCCCAGGAAAAAGCCCCAUGUCAAAAUUCAGCCCCCAUUCAUCAGACCUGACCUGUCACAGAGGCAAAUCACCAUCAAGCUCAGCGACAACGGCAUCCACAGCACCAUCACCAGCUCCAAGUCCAAAAGCAGCCUGGACGGCCUCGACGAGAAAGAAACCCAGCCACCGCUGCCGCCCAAAGCUGACAGGUACAACCAGCUGAAGAGUCAGCUGACCUCCAGCGAAGACAGUUCUCUCUCUGGAAAGACCCACCCGUCCACUCCAGCCAUGUACAAAUUCAGACCGUCCUUUGGCACCAUCCCCAAAGUCCACUACCACGCUGCUGGAGAGAAGAUUGUCAUGCCAGAUGACCGGAAGAACUCGGCCAUCUUGGAAGAGGGUGUCCGUGGUCAUGACUACCGAUCUGAGCCCAACCUGGACCUGCCUGAGUACACCAAUACUCCUCUCCACCGCACCUUCCAGUCCUCUCCCCUCCAGCUGGACGCCGACCCCAUCAACUCCCACUCACUCAGCCUGAAGCAGGGUCACCGCCGGCCAGAGAAGGGCCAGCUUCCAGCCCUGCAGCCGCAGACAGUCACCUCCACCCCGUACAAGAGCGUCUUUUCGCCCAACACGCUCUCCAACCGUAAUGGGAGCUUGUCUUAUGACAGCCUGCUCAACCCCAGCAUCUCCCCGGCCGCUGCCAGCGAGUGCAUGGCCCAUCGUGGUAUGCCCUCCAUGGGGUUCCACUCGCCCUACCUGCCCACCAAAAUGUGCCACAUCCGGGAAACUGACUUGCAGAGGCAUCAGGUCGCCCCCACCUACAGUCCAGUGAUGCCACCCAGAGGAGUGGGCAGGCAAUCCCCUCACCUAAAGGACAGGGACCCAUCCCCGGUGCGCUAUGACAACCUCUCCCAGACCAUCAUGGCCUCCAUCCAGGAGCGAAAGGAGAUAGAGGAGAGAGAAAAACGGCAGAUACUGCAUGGGCGCUCCCAGACCCAUAUCUAUGCCCAGGACUCUGGCGUGUUUGAUGGGGGUUAUGGCCUACCCCCCAAUGCUUGCUACCCGGAUGGGCCUCGUGGCCCUGGCUCCAGAGGCCCAACACCCCCAGCUUAUGGAGGCUCCAGGGACAACCUGAUGGGGGUCGGCCUGGUGAGCUAUGGGCAACGAACCCCCGUUUUGCGCCAUGCCGGCUCCACGCUGGGUCGUGCCCCUAGGACUUCGUCCACCUCCCUGCACACAGAUCACAGUAGCAGCAACAGCAACCAGAGCAGGGCCGUUUGCCCUGAGGGCCUUUAUCGUUCCCCGGCCCAUCAGCCCCACUCUCCUGCUAUGCCCCGAUCCCCCUCCUACUCCCACCAGAAACACUCCUACAUCAGUGCCCUUGAGAGGACAGAGUCAUCUCGUCUGGGGGGCCCAAGAGAGGCCAUGAAAGUUAACGGGCAGAUGGACUGCCACCCCAAUGCCCAGGGUUCCACCAUCAGCCCCAGUCGCCACAGUAACGUCAAAAAGGUGACGGGUGUAGGAGGCACCACAUAUGAGAUAUCAGUGUGAGCAGGAACACUGCAUCCACCUCCAAUGACAACAACCACACUGCUGAUGAGAUAUUCUCUGAUUUUAGUGAAGAUAACGGACAGUCAGGGGCACAUAGCGCCCCCUGUUUUGGAUUAAUUGUCCAAUCAGAGGAUGUUUCUGCCCUUGUGUGGGUCCGUCUAGCCAAAUGCCUGUGUAUGUUCGUACCGGAGGGUUUUGUUUGUCAGUUGAUACCGCUGCAGGCUGUAUGAGUGAGGAGUGUCUUGUCAUUAUCAUUUUGUGGCUUAUCAUCUUGGUCGUAAGAGGGUCGUAAUACUGUUGUCUCUCCGCUGUGGUCAUGAAGCGUUCCAAAUGUCACACAAACUUUCCUCUAGCAAGUGCUGAUGCUGAACAAAAACACUACAGGUGAAUUAAAACUCUUCUGUGACAAGACUAAAGUCCUUUCCAACUCAUUUGAUCUCAAGAAGUCAAGGUGCUUCACCUUAACUUGUACUGUUCAUGCCAUCUCCAGCGUAGUUGUACAGCUUUGAGAAAUGAUGGAGGACCGAUCAGUUAGAUCAGCACCAACUGCAUUUGCAGGUAACACAAGAUUAUUGAGGUGAGAAGCUGGGGAAGGGGAUAUCCAGAAGGGGAAGUCCUCGUAUCAUGUCUGGUGGUUGCAUUCAAAAUGUAUUGAGAAAGGCGUGUUGAUAACAAGAUAAAAAUAAAAAUGAAAUUCCUUGCUUAUCAAAAACAAAUUUCUCAGGAAUGAAUGCAACCAGCAGAGAUCCUAGUUGAUAUUAAUUCAUAAAUGAUGAAUGGCUCCUUCUAUGUCUCAGAUUAUAAGGGCUUGAAUACAGCUUAGCCCCCUUUAUUCACAUCACAACGGUGCAGUACAUCAUCAUAGGCCUCUGUUUGUCUUAGUGAAGUUCAGUUAGGUGAUUUAAACAUGACCCAUGACACAAGUGCUGGGCAGAAAUAUUGGCAUCCAGAAAUAUUCUAAUACCUCAUCCCAAGAAAUCGGAGUCCAGCCUUUCACAACCAAAACAACUUUCUGUUUCUGUUUUGUCAAAAAAAAAAAAAAAAAAAAAAUAGAUACCUUGUUUAGUGUGUAAGUUGUUUGUGUUAUUAUCAUAUGAAUAGAGAGGUGUAGAGAAACAAGCCAUUGUCCCAUGUAGUAAAAUGAAUAUAACUGGUCAUCCAUUUAUUAUUUUGUAUUUUUUUUUUUCAAUGGGGUUGUUUCCUUUUUAUAUAGCCAGCCUUUCAAAAGCUAUGUUUGAUACAUUUUUUUAUAAAGUUAAUUAAGCCUGGAAUGGAUGUUUUAUUUUGAGUGGAGUUAUUUCUUAAUAAAUUAUAAAUUCAGUAAAUAAGUGAGGUCAUUAUAAUGGGUAAAAAAAAAACAUAAAUAUAGCUUAUUCUACCUUGGUAUGAUGAAAUGUAAAUUACAAGAUAUGUGAUUUGAGCAAGUGAAAUAUUUAAAUCAGUCGUUGACUCGUGAACGGUCAUUAAAUUGCCAAUGUGUGCUGUACACAAGUCAAGGAUUGGGCUUUCAACAGAUGCUGCCUUGAGAUUUCCGUGUCAAAAGUGGCUACAUACUCCUUCAUUUCUCAGAGACAGUAAAUGGGUGACAUUGCUACUAUGUCACAGUGACAUUACGAAGACUGAAAAUGUCAAAUCAAUCAAUUUGCAGCAGCUGUCUGGUACAGCUCCAGUAUUACCCGGCACUCAGAGAUGCAACACUUUUUUUAUUAUUAGUGUUUUUGCUGCUGAUUGAAAAAAAAGUCACAGAACAUGUAUUACUUUCGACCAUAAAAAAAUUAUUGAUAAAAUCCAAGUUGACAGUUUUAAUUUAUAUUUUGCACCAACUGAAUAUGAAAAAAAAAAAAAAAACAUGCCGGAACUUACAUAGAUGUAAAUUGGUAGAAUUGGUCCAGCUACAUUUGCAUGAAGAAUAAACCAUUGUUGCCUUUUAAGAGGAAAAGCUACACACACAAUGACAUGUGGCUCGGUGAAACACUAUUGUACACUAAGGGACAAUGAGCUAACGUUUGUGUUUUGUACGGAGCAGAAAAAUGGCAGGAGUGACACAUGUGGGAAACUUGUAGGAGUGGGUAAGAAAGUUGUGAAAGAAAGGGCAACGUACAAGGUAAUGAUCUUGCUUCAUUAUGAAAUGCCCGCUUUCUACAGGAUCUUUUUUUCUUCCCAUUUCUGGUGCAUUCAUAGAUUUCUUUCUCCUGAGUGUGAAGGCCAGAAGCUGUUGUAGAGUCUUGCUUUCUGACAGGUUGGACGAUAUCAACACUCACCAUAGUAACAACCUUCUAGCUCGUAUGGUCUCCCUUCUAAGGAUACACUCAGCUGCCUUACCAUGAUAACAGGAUACUCUAUUCAAGUCAUGUAUAUCUGAAUUGUUAAACAUUGUCUCUGUUGUAAGGCUGUGGUAUACAGGGAUACUUUUUUUUAGGCCAGAUCUGAUGGGUAAUUGUCAAUGGAACAGCUAACUGGAACAUCUUGAAAUACCUGAAAAAGACUGUUAGCUGCUCAGUUGCCUGAAAACACCCCCCGUCUAUCAUGACCACAUAUGAAGAUAAAAAACACUUUCGAUGUCAUUCCUCCUUAAGAUGACUGCCAUUGGUCCAAUGUUCUUUUUUUGGGAUGGACAUCGCUGCAGGUCAGGGACCAUUCCUGACAGUCAGUAAUGAAUCUGUUUUAUCAGCCAUGAGCUGAUUUUGUUUUCUGAAAUCUAAAUAGAAAAUUCAAUAUGUAUUAAAAUAUGGAAUAUAUUAUAAAUGUACAUGUUCCUAUUUUUGUGAAGAGGAAAUAUUUCCCGAUCCGAGCAGAGUACCGGUAAAUAAAGUUUCCAACUCUGAGUGAUUUUUGUUAAAAAAGGCCCAAUGUGUAACAACUGCACAACAUUCACAGCAUUUUAUAUUCCAUAGAUGUUACUUUAGUUGACUUUACUUUUUCCUAUGCACAUAACCACUCACAUUAUCUUGACUCCUCUUACAACCCUCAACACAAUCGUGUUUUAUUUAUAACUGCACAUUUUAUCGUUAGCUUCAAGUGAUUUUUACAUGAACGCAAUUGGGUCUUUGACAGCUUUUAUUCGAAGGUGGAGGAAAAACUUCAAAUCAUUUGAGUGCAAAUGAAAAGCAACAUUUCAUCCAUAUACAUGUAUUUACAGAUGCACUGGCACUUUAGAGGCAAGGUUAAGAACUCAUUUAGUGGAAAGAAAAGGAGAGGGUGGUGAGCACACAGAUCAGAUAGGGCACACUCUGUUACAUAUACUCUACAUGCUUUAAGUCUGGGAAUGUUACGAUCUACAGAAAACUUAGGUCAGAGCAUAGCUGUACCAAACUCUGAUGAACCGUUGACUUUGGACUUUAAAUGAAAAAAAAAAAAGGAAA